Messenger RNA from Mixia osmundae IAM 14324, 1008 nucleotides. RefSeq lists its product as uncharacterized. The transcript has 3 exons. Lineage: Eukaryota; Fungi; Basidiomycota; Mixiomycetes; Mixiales; Mixiaceae. The record is from RefSeq and is a predicted model, not a curated record. Bases 1 to 1008 code for a protein of 335 amino acids.
AUGCCCAACACAUCAGCACCAGCCGGUGGUAGCCCGCGCUAUGUUCCUGGCUUCUCUGCAGGUCGACCGUCCGAUCUCAGCACGCCUCGCCACACGCUAAGUGUCAAUGAGCGCUUGUCGGUCCAGAGAGCCGAAGAUGCGCGGCGGGUGAGGAAUCAACGGGGUACACCGCUCGCCACGCAAAGGCAAAGCCAAUGCUCACCCGGCGCAAUCUAUGCGGCCUACGAGGCACGCACGCAAUUGGCGAGGGAAGCCAUGCAAGCAACGAGAGGCUUGCCGUACUUUGCAGGGCCAGCUCCUCCGCCAUCUUGGAUCGAGAAGCCUGCGCCUGUGGUCGAAACGCUGUCUGCUCCUCCUCAGCUGUCCGAUAUAGCCCUGACGAGGGCCUCGCCGUCGUACAAGGAGCGACGACUGGUCUCGGGCAAUCUUGAGCAGAGCGAGAGCACGCUCGUUGAGCACUGUGCUAGGCAGGUUGCGUACUGCCUGGACUGCGCCGAUCUAGGCGAUCUCCCUGCCCAUGUCAGGCACGAGAUCAUGAAGGCAGCCGUCCUGUGGGCACCCCUCAGGCCUGACGGCUUCCUGUCGCUCUUCCAUCACAUCCUACCGAGCGAAGUCCCGAGUCGAAGGACACAGUGGACCUGCGAGCUCGUCGAGCUUGAUGUUUCCUUCAGUCGGAUCCAUCUGAGCGUCCUAAAGAACUUGCUCUUCGACGAUCAGGGCUCGCUUGCAUUACCCUCUCUGCGAAGAGUAGGCUUGGCGGGCAUGGAAUACAUCACUCUCAACGCUAGUCUGAUCAAUGUCCUCGCUCGUCUGCCUCUGAGAGCACUAUCGAUGGGAGCCCUCCGGAAAUCUGACCAUAUUGACACUCAUUUAUUGCUCAAGAAACUGGCAGCAUCGACGCCAGCGCUAGAGACACUCAACUUGACUCGUGGCUUGCCUGGCCUCGUUUGGAUGAGCUCGUCCUUCGGGGUAUGCUCGUCGAAGCGUCAGCAUACGAGCGCGAAGUAG